UAUUUGAAUGUAAUUAUGGUGGAUAAGACAUUACGGUCUUAACCUUGCAAUUGUGGUAGUGCUGUAAAAUGUCGAAUACUGGAGAUUCGUCGAAUGUUCAAGCCGCUUCAAGCCAAAACAGUUCAUCAGAAUCAGAGGCUCUUGAUAGCAAACCCACGACCCGUGAUGCCGUCUUGGUAUUAUGCAUUGCUUUUCUUAAUUUCGUUGAAAAAAUUAUCUUUUACGGUAUCCUGACGAACCUCGUUCUUUUCUGCACGAACGAUCUGGGUUAUUCGAGCGCCAAUGCUGCUGUUUUUAGUUUGGUCUUUAUCGGCACGAAUUACGUCUUUACGAUUUUCGGAGGAUGGCUAUCCGAUUCCUGGCUGGGGAAUUAUAAUUCCAUAUACCUGGGCUCACUAAUAUGCUUACUAGGUACCGCUGUGCUGCCUUUGGUAGCUUAUGAAUGGUCAAACGACUAUGGUCCAUCCUUUGGGUUUAACCUAGAAACCAAACGAGUCUUCUUCGUCAUUACUCUCUUCAUCGUUAACAUUGGUACCGCCCCCCUCAAGGCGUGUUGUGCUCCCUUCACCGCCAUUCAAGUUGAAGAGUGUGGAACUAGAGCGAUACGAAGCACCUAUCAUUGGGUGUACCUCAUCUCCGAGAUUGCUCCUUUGUUUACGUAUUCUGUACUUUCAUACGUCGAGCAAAAUGUUUCUUUCUUCUUGGGCUUCAUCGUUGUUCUCUGUUUCAACGUCGUCGGUAUUGUCGUCUUCGCUGUGGGUCGAGAUUUCUACAAAAUAAGACCACCGAAAGGUAAUCAGGCGUUGCUACAAGUCCUUCGGAUGCUGAAGACCGCGAUAACAAUGCAUUCGGAGAGAGAUGGCACAUGUUGUUCAAUGUAUUGCUGUUGUUGCUGCUGUGCUCAGGGAAGUUGUUGUGGUCGUUCUGCCGACACUAAUCCACUCUUAGCAGAGGUGAACGGGAAUCCAGCCCAGCUUCAUCGACUCGAUGCUGGCGAGGGAACGUCGUCGAGAUUAUCUGAUGACGAUAUGGUGAUCGUUGAACGAAACGUAGUUGAUCAACGUGGAUGUUUGGAGCGGCUAAAGAGUGAAAAUGGCGGACCUUAUACAAACGAAGCCGUGGAGGAAUUAAAAUGGUUCCUCAACACCCUCCUCGUUUUAUCAGUAGUCAUUCUCUAUAACACUAUACGGUUUCAGUACUCAACGACAUAUCUGCUCCAAGGAGAGCGAAUGGAUCUGGAGGGUAUUCCAGUAGCUUUCUUAGCUCUCUUUGUACCUCUGUCAGUCAUAAUCACCGUACCCAUCGUCGAUCGCGUCGUCUAUCCUCUCCUUGAGCGUCGAGGAAUAAGAGUCACACUGGUCAAACGAAUGGCAUUUGGUCUCGUAUCUGGGCUUCUGUCUGUCUUAUAUGCUGCCAUGGUCGAGAUCAUUCGUAAACACGUUAUCAAAAAUGGCGGGAGUCUUGACCAGACAAUUUCAGGAGUCAUUUUCCAUGCUUCAUCGCUCUCAAUCCUCGUUCAAAUUCCGCAAUAUAUUUUCAUUGGCAUUGCGGAUACUUUUGUUCUCAUCACAGGUCUAGAAUUCGCCUUUUCUCAGUCCCCCAAAUCCCUUCAAGCAUUUAUCACCGGGAUAUAUCUCUUUUAUAAUGGAAUCGGCAGCUAUGUUGGAUCUUUACUGGUUAUCAUCGUCAACGCUGCCUCCGCAGGUCAUGAAUGGAUACCUAAUGAUAUCAACAAGGGCCAUCUUGAGUACUACUUUUUCCUCUUGGCUGGCGUCAUCAUCCUCAACAUGGUAUACCUCUACUUUAUCACCAGGAAUUAUAAAUAUGUUUAUCAGUACGGCUACGAUAGACAGUCGAGUGUAUAAAUGGGCAAGUCAUUUGGUAAUUAUCUCUCUUAUGCAUAUGUUAUCAAGAAUGAAAA
This is a messenger RNA of Strongylocentrotus purpuratus (purple sea urchin), 1921 nucleotides long. RefSeq names its product solute carrier family 15 member 4. Gene Ontology annotation, biological process: transmembrane transport. Bases 69 to 1865 code for a protein of 598 amino acids. Gene Ontology annotation, molecular function: transmembrane transporter activity. NCBI's taxonomy places the organism in Eukaryota, Metazoa, Echinodermata, Echinoidea, Camarodonta, Strongylocentrotidae. The record is from RefSeq and is a predicted model, not a curated record. Gene Ontology annotation, cellular component: membrane. The transcript is spliced from 8 exons.